CUUCACUGAAGAAGUUCGCCUCUCCUGCUCCGCCCGUUGCUGUGGCGCUUGCGCCUUGAAAGUCGCAAGCUUUGUGCUCUCCGUUCAAACUUCAGUCCAAUAACAAAGUUACUUCCUUUGCAGUGAAUAUUAGUAAAUACCUAGGCAUUCAAAGGAGGACUUGAGCGACAGGAAGAAGCAUCAAUGAAGAAGGGUCCUCAUCGCACGGACUUGAAGAGUUCCUGUCAUAAAACAGAAGCACCAGCACCUAGAUCAAAACCCAAAGCAGGGACUCAAGCGUUUACGUAGGGCUAUGACAACUGCAGCUCGUCCCACGUGGGCCCCGGCAAAGGGUUUGGAGGAGAGGCGGACCUUUGGGCCCAGCAAACAAGUCUCAGCAAGAGACCUGCCCGGGCAGCUCACAACUAAUGUCAGGAGAGAAGGUCAAGGCCCUGCUGGGCUGUCCAGAACCUCGGUAAACAGACUGCUCUUGAACAAGCCUGGGUUGGUGAGGUCACCGCGCCAGGGUCUCAUGACGGUGAGGAUGCAAGCUUCAAGCCUUUCGUCUAAGCCUCCAGAUGAUGGUAGAUCAGACAUGCAACAGCAAGUUGCAAAGGGCCUCCAAGCGCUCCAAAGUUAUGCCAACUACAUUGCAAAUGCGGACACCGCCAGCGGAGUCAUCGAGGUCCCCCCCAAUCUUCCGCCGGCAGUACCUCCAAGCCUGAGGGACAGCAUCGUUAUCCGGCCAUGCUACCUCGUGCUGCUGGAGAAAAUCGAUGCUCUCUCGGACAACUUUGCUGUCGUGCUCAGUGGCUCCCCGGGCAUUGGGAAGUCUGCUUUCGCCAUCCUUCUACUGCACCACUUGGCAAAGCGGGGGGCUCAAGUGUCGUACAGGUACAAAGACAACACUGCAGGGAAUGUUAUCGUCUUCUUCGAUUUCUCGGAUCCAUCGGCGAUUAACGUCAAAAGGGCCUUUGAAGGCUCUGUUGAUUGGCCAUCACUCAUAUAUCUUUCUGAGCAGCCUACCGUUUGGGAAGUGGAGGACGGACGAGCGCCCCAGGGGCAGUUCCGGGGUUAUGGUCGCUAUGUGGUACUUUGCUCGCCCAAUGCAGACAACUACAAGGAGUUUCGGAAAGGAAAGAGAUGCCGGCUCUGGUGGCUUCCCACGUGGUCGCUGUCCGAGUUGGAGGACUGUCGGCGGCGCCUCUACCCUGAGGUGUCGGAAGAGCUGAUGGAGACCCGCGUCCUGCAGUUUGGCGGGCUGAUCAGGAACGUCCUGGCGGACCCUGACCUUCCUUUUGAGGACGUUGCGGAGACCCUUUCGGCUGAUCAGGCUAUGGACUUGUACCACCUGAGCCUUCAAUCGCUGGAGAGUGAAGUGCGGCACAUUUUCGCACAUAUUGCGGUAACAGAAGAUCUUCGCAGAGUGGGGUACGUCCUUGGUUCGCAAGCUAUCAAGGCGCUUGUCUUUGCAAGAGCUCAGCGGGGUCGGUGGCGGGACCUGGUGGACCUGUUGCAUGCCGCUGCCAGCGAGAAGGAAGUAGGCAAGAUGUCAGGGGAUGCCCUGGAAUCCUUCGGGCACGCAGUAUGUCUACAGGGCAUCGAGCUGAGUAGCGAUGAUAUUAGGCAGGUCUUCAGGAAGGCGCCCGGUCGGCCGCCAGCGCAGAAAGCAGUGAAGGAACCGACACCGGAGCAGAGGCAAGUGAUCAUGGAGAUUCAGAAUGCGUUCCGGGGCACCAAGAUCCUGGUUUGGGACAACCCCAGCAAAAUGAGCAAUUUGGCGAUGCUGACGGAGUCGUACGUUAUGCCAAUCACAAGAAUCCAGGAGUCGUGGGACUCGUUAAUCUGCUCGGGUGAUGAUUGGGUAAAUGCAAUCCAGUUCACCCGGAAUGUCAACCAUGGGAUUGGCGCGGGCGGGAUUCUGAAACUUCUGCAGCGAAUAAGUGGAAGCCAGAAGAAAGUGCGAGUCGUACAUGCAGUGCCAGAAGAAAGAUUCGAGGAGUAUGGCUGGCAGUCUUGGACUGGUGAGAAGGCAGCCGAAAGAGUGGGCAAGACGGGUUUGAAGGAGAUAGUCGUGAAAAAAGGCGUUCUUCCGGAGGACAAGGUCCCUGUUGAGCUCGAAAGCAUAGAGCAAUGGGCUAUCCGGUUGAAGUUGCCUGAGCCAGGUAGCGAUGCUGCCAGCUUUCCCAGAGCAGCUUUGUCAACGUCCGACAAUCUCUCAGAAUAUUAACUGCCAUGAGCCAGGUAGUAACGCUCCCAGCUUACCUAGAGUAGCUCUGCUAAUGUCUGACAACCUUUUAGAAUUAAAAAUUCCUGAGCCAGGUAGUGACGCUCCCAGCUUACCCAAAGCGGUUUUGCCAAUGUCAGACAACCUUCCAGAAUAAACACAGACCGAAGGUC
Messenger RNA from Klebsormidium nitens, 2379 nucleotides. Lineage: Eukaryota; Viridiplantae; Streptophyta; Klebsormidiophyceae; Klebsormidiales; Klebsormidiaceae. The record is from the annotation of a GenBank genome assembly.